AUGUUGCAUAAACAUAUGAAUCUUGUAACAUGUUUUAUUAUAUACUACACUUUUACCUCAAACUUCAACUAUAUCAUACAUUCACAGCUAUUAGUUGGUGCUGACAACAACACUAGUUAUGUUCCCUCAGAAAACAUUGUUCUCAAUUGUGGUUCUAACACAUCACAACUUGUUCAAUAUGAUGGUAGAUUCUGGAUUGGAGACAUUCAUUCACCAUAUUUACCUUCCAAUGAUUUCAUCAACAAUUCCUUAAUAGCAACAUCUCCUUCAAAUCAUCAAUCUAUCCCUCAAGUUCCUUAUAUGACUGCUAGAAUUUUUCUCUCACAGUUCACUUAUAGAUUCAAUCUAACUUCGGGUCCAAAAUUCAUACGUCUUUAUUUCUACCCUUUUUCUUAUUUGGAUUUUAACAUCUCCAAAGCUUUUUUAUCAGUAACUGCUGCUAAUUUCACUCUCCUGCAUAAUUUCAGUGUUUCUCUCAAUGCAGAUUACUUUAACUUAGCAUAUUUGAUGAAAGAAUUUGUUGUGCAUGUAGAAGGGAACAGUUUGGAACUUACUUUCGCUCCAUCAUCAAAUGCUUCUGAUGCAUAUGCAUUUGUGAAUGGUAUUGAAAUUGUUUCAAUGCCAAAUGGUUUAUACAUUAAUGGUGAUGAUUCCCCUCUUCCUUUAGUUGGUCAUGAUCCAAGUGUUGUUUACAUUUACAAUGAUACAGCUAUGGAAAAUUUGUAUAGAUUGAAUGUAGGAGGCGAGCAAAUUUUACCGAUAUAUGAUACUGGUAUGUUCAGAAAUUGGGAUAUCGAUGACAGUUACAUAUUUGGAGCUGAAUAUGGUAUUAAACACUUUGGUGAGAACAUGAAAGUUUUGUAUAAGGAUGUUCCAUCAUAUACUGCUCCUAGUGAUGUCUACCGCACAUCACGUUCGAUGACUCCGUUUGGAAAAGGACUUGUCAAUUUGAAUUACAAUAAAACAUGGUUUUUUUCAGUUGAUUCUGGAUUCAGAUAUCUAGUCAGGCUUCAUUUCUGUGAAAAUGAUUACAUUAUAACAAAGAUCAACGAGGUGGUUUUUUCUGUGUUUUUAAAUAAUCAAACAGCUGAAGAACAGGUUGAUCCAGUUGGUAUAAGUGGAGGACCUGGAAUUCCAGUUUACAAAGACUAUGUUGUGAUGGUUCCUAAAGACAGUGAUGCAAAGCAAGAUCUUUGGCUAGAUCUUCACCCUGACAAGUAUUCAAAACCUGAGUACUACAAUGCUUACUUGAAUGGUGUUGAGAUCUUUAAACUUAGCUAUGUUGAUGCGAAGAGUCUUGCAGGUCUUAACCCUUCCGAAAAGAAAUUUGGUUCAUCUACAAUGGUUACACCGCAUGAUGUUAAAAACUCAAAGAAACAUACAUUCGUUUUCAUUGGAUGUGGACUUAUUGCAGUGGUAAUACCAAUUCUUUUGUGCCUAGUUCUAUUGAAGUUUAAGGUGAUCAAGGCUAGAAGGUUCAUGUCAAGUUGUGUAGUUCAACCUAAUCACAAUGUAAAAGCAAAAAAGCCAGCAUCACUUUGCUGUCAAUUUUCAUUAGAAGAGAUUAAAAUAGCAACAAAUGACUUCAAUGAGGCUCUACUUAUAGGAAGAGGUGGGUUUGGAAGUGUUUACAAAGGUAGCUUUGAUGGUAGUGCAUCUUUUGUAGCUAUAAAGCGCGCUGAUCCAAUGUCACAACAAGGUGUUGUAGAAUUUGAGACAGAGAUUCAUUUGCUAUCAUUUGUAAGCCAUAACAGCAUAGUCUCGCUUUUGGGAUAUUGCAAUGAAGAUGAUGAGAUGAUACUUGUGUAUGACUUCAUGCCCAAUGGAACUCUUUAUGACCAUCUUCAUUCAAAACAAAGAGAUCAACAACAUCAACCUCAUCUGUCAUGGAUUCAAAGGCUUGAGAUAUGCAUUGGAGUUGCAAGAGGCUUGCAUUACUUACACACCGGCACAAAGCAAAAGAUCAUUCACCGCGAUAUAAAGACCACAAACAUACUCUUAGACCAUAAUUGGGUGGCCAAAAUUUCAGAUUUUGGUUUGUCAAAGGAAAGUUACACUUCCUUAAGCGCCACUGCCGUAAAGGGUAGCACCGGUUACGUUGAUCCGGAAUACUAUCAAUGCGGAAUGCUGACUGAAAAAUCUGAUUUAUACUCACUUGGUGUGGUUUUGUUGGAGGUGUUAAGUUCAAGACAAGCUUUAAGUCCAUGUGAAGAAGAAGAUGAUGAUGAUGAUGAUGAGCAUUUAAACUUGGCUGAAUGGGCUAAGUUUUGUUAUGAGAAUGGAAAUGUGGAAGAAAUAGUGGAUCCAAAUUUGGAAGGAAAGAUAGUUAAGGAGUGUUUAGAGUUAUAUUUAGGUGUUGCUAUGGAAUGUUUGGCUGAAAGAGGAGCGGAGCGGCCAACCAGUGGUAAUGUGCUGCAGAAUCUUUUAAUGGCAAUGAAAUUUCAGAAAAAUGGUGGGAAUGUACAAAAUGUUACGCAGGAGUAUUCAGACUUGACACCUGGGAUUGAGUUCUCUGAUAUUGUGAUGCCUGUUGGUAGGUGA
Messenger RNA from Vicia faba (fava bean), 2541 nucleotides. Lineage: Eukaryota; Viridiplantae; Streptophyta; Magnoliopsida; Fabales; Fabaceae. The record is from the annotation of a GenBank genome assembly.